AUGGACGGACAUGUGACCCGUACGAUUCUCAUUACUAAUUUUUCGAAAAACAUUUCGCACAGCGACCUACUGCGGACUUGCAAGACAUACGGAGAGGUAAAAGAGCACUUUAUAAUGAACAACAAACACUCCGUCUUUUUCGUAUGUUUCUACGACCUGCGGUCAGCACAAAAGGCAUACAGCUCAUUGGUAGAUGAUAAAAAUAAAUUCACAGUGAAGUACGCAAUAUCGCUCAAAGAGAUCCCAAAGGGCAGCGACAGCUGCUCAGAGGAUAAGAACCAAGGGUCUGUCACGUACACGGCCUCAGAAGAGAUAAAAGCAGAAAAUGAGAACGAAGUUUCUGAUGUCGUAAAAAAAGGGAAAGAAAUAACGGCUAAGUUCUACGACUCACGCGAGGCACUGAAGUACUUGGAGGCAAUAAAGGCAUCCCAUCCCAGAGCAUCCCCAAAAAUAGUCUGGGACAACGAUCUGAGAAAAAGAAUCACUCUCCUGAAAGCAGCUGAAGAAAUAGUAAAGAACGCCCCACAAGGAUUCUUCAAGGGAAUAGUAGACGACGAAAAGCCGCAGAAAAGACACAUCAAUCCUGUGGUAGAUACAGAGGCAAAAAAGAAGGUGAAAAUAUCCACUAACUGGAUGAUUGCUGAGUUUGACAAAUUUAUAAUGGACAACGCUGAUGAAAUAGCAGCAGAACUGAACUAA
Nematocida minor is the source of this 699-nucleotide messenger RNA. RefSeq lists its product as uncharacterized. The transcript has a single exon. The record is from RefSeq and is a predicted model, not a curated record. Lineage: Eukaryota; Fungi; Microsporidia. Gene Ontology annotation, molecular function: RNA binding. Bases 1 to 699 code for a protein of 232 amino acids.